AUGAGGGUGCAAAAGUGCGGCUUUAUGACGAGGACUUUGGUAGUCACCCCUAACGAUCAACUUGCCGAAGUCAUCACCGAAGAGUCCGGAACUUUUGACGUUGAGGCGACGACCAGCCAGUUGACCUGGCUGAACCCUGUGCUGACUAUUCUACAUCGCUGCAAUCUUACCAAAUACUAUUAUAUCUGCUACUUGAAAGUGGAAUUCCCGAUCCCGACCAAGCAUAUUGGCAGGGGAAGAGGUGCAAAAGCUGAGCCCUAUAACCUCGGCACCUUGGAGCUGAAAAACCGGGCCCGCGACCUAUCCUGCAUGAGCUUUUGGUUU
Molecule: messenger RNA, 324 nt
Organism: Mesorhabditis spiculigera
Lineage: Eukaryota; Metazoa; Nematoda; Chromadorea; Rhabditida; Rhabditidae
Source: the annotation of a GenBank genome assembly